This is a messenger RNA of Dicentrarchus labrax (European seabass), 1295 nucleotides long. RefSeq lists its product as uncharacterized. NCBI's taxonomy places the organism in Eukaryota, Metazoa, Chordata, Actinopteri, Moronidae. The annotation marks the transcript as partial. The transcript has a single exon. The record is from RefSeq and is a predicted model, not a curated record.
UAGACAGUGAGGAAGAAGGCAUUAGUAGUGAAACGACAAUGGUGGAGUCUAUUCCUCCAUUUAGUGGAUCAACCGUGCUCCCUGAAAGAGCAUCAAUACUCAGUACAACUGAUGAAGAGAGUUCGGGAGAUAGCACUGCCGAUUUCACCAAAGAGUCCAUCAUCACAGAAACUACUAUUUCCUCAAAGUUGAGUACAGAGUCACCCUCAGUUACACCCUCAGGUGAAACUGAAACAAGCGGUACUUUAAAGCAAGGUGUUACUGCUGCUUCAUCUCUCUACAGUACUGAGAAACCAACAUCAGUGUCAACUGAAACACAAGAGACUGCAACCACAAGACAGACUGAGAAACUAUCAUCUACACCAGAGACAAGUUCUACUUUCCCAAAAAUAGAUGAAGAGAGUUCAGGUGAACAGACAACUGAGAUUUCCAGUGGUGGCACUGCAGCUUCUACAGCCUCAUCCUUGUUUAGCACAGAGAAGCCAACAGGACUGCCAGUUAUAGAACAUGACAGUGCAGCCACAAGUCGUACAGAAAAUCCCUCAGUAACGCCUUUUACUGGGAAGGUGGAAGAAAGCUCUGUUGUGACAACAGUAUAUGAAGAUGGCUCUGGUGACCAAACCCAAGAAAUGUUUACUCAGACCUACUCUGUCACAGCUAAAUCCUCUCUCUAUAGCACUGAGGCACCAACAACAGCGUCUCCUGUUACAUCACCUACCUUUUUAGACAGUGAGGAAGAAGGCAUUAGUAGUGAAACGACAAUGGUGGAGUCUAUUCCUCCACUUAGUGGAUCAACCAUGCUCCCUGAAAGAGCAUCAUUCCUCAGUGCAACUGAUGAAGAGAGUUCUGGAGAUAGCACUGCCGGUUUCACCAAAGAGUCCAUCAUCACAGAAACUACUAUUUCCUCAAAGUUGAGUACAGAGUCACCCUCAGUUACACCCUCAGGUGAAACUGAAACAAGCGGUACUUUAAAGCAAGGUGUUACUGCUGCUUCAUCUCUCUACAGUACUGAGAAACCAACAUCAGUGUCAACUGAAUCACAAGAGACUGCAACCACAAGACAGACUGAGAAACUAUCAUCUACACCAGAGACAAGUUCUACUUUCCCAAAAAUAGAUGAAGAGAGUUCAGGUGAACAGACAACUGAGAUUUCCAGUGAUGGCACUGCAGCUUCUACAGCCUCAUCCUUGUUUAGCACAGAGAAGCCAACAGGACUGCCAGUUAUAGAACAUGACAGUGCAGCCACAAGUCGUACAGAAAAUCCCUCAGUAACGCCUCUUACUGGGAAGGUGGAA